AACAUAAAUUAAUUUUUUGUGCUCUCGAGCCACCACUCUUCUCUCAGGCGAAGCUCUCACUCCGUUGAGCGACGAGCCGGCGGGUGGCGUUUCGUGAAAGAAAUCCAGCGCUGGAGCUCGAUGAAAUCUAGCCGUUCGAAUCCGAUCGGCGAGAUUUGCUAGGGUUUGUUGUCGGGGCGUAUGUUAUGUAUGGAGGGAAGGGAAGGGAUGAAACAGGGCGGUUUUAUGGGGGCAACGGAGGUUGGCGGGGGAUAUCAAAAUCCGUUGCCGGUGGUGACAAGAGCAGACAAUCCCGGUCCAAGCGGGGGCAUAGUUUCGCCGGUUCCUCUUGCCGCGUCGGCUGGGUUGACGGUAUGGUCUGGAUCGGCUGGCGAGGGGAUGCAGGGGAAGAAGAAGAGGGGAAGACCGAGGAAGUACGCGCCGGAUGGGAGCGUGAUGGUGCCGCUGAACCCGACGCCAAUCUCGUCUUCUCUGCCGCCGGGACAGCUGUCGGCGCCGCCGGCUUUCUCGUUGAAACGGGGGAGGGGGAGGACGGGGGGCUUCUUGACGAAGCAGCAACCGAGGAUUGAGUUGGAAUCGUUAGGCGAAAUGGUGGCAUGCUCAGCCGGCGCAAAUUUCACGCCUCAUAUAAUCACUGUAGCAUCGGGCGAGGAUGUUACAAUGAAGAUAAUGUCAUUUUCUCAACAAGGACCUCGAGCUGUUUGUAUCCUCUCAGCCAAUGGUGUGAUUUCAAAUGUAACUCUUCGGCAACCUGAUUCCUCGGGCGGCACAUUGACUUAUGAGGGCAUAUUUGAGUUACUCUCCUUAUCAGGAUCAUUCAUGCCAAAUGAAAAUGGCGGAACAAAGAGCCGUUCUGGUGGGAUGAGUGUCUCAUUGGCAAGCCCUGAUGGACGUGUUCUUGGAGGAGGGGUUGCUGGUCUUUUGGUUGCUGCUAGUCCUGUUCAGGUCGUAGUGGGCAGCUUCUUGCCUGGCUACCAACUGGAGCAGAAAACAAAGAAACCAAAACAGGAGACAUCAGUCGCCAUGCCGGCAGACACAGUUAGAAUGUCCAACAUGGAGAUGGAAGAUACUCACACCAGCGGCGGACAAUCACAGCAGUUUGCUUCUGCACCAAAACCAAACCUUACUACCUCAUCUUCCCUUAAAGGAGAGAACUGGUCUGCUUCUCUUCAUUCUUCAGUAUUUGACACUAGAAACUCUGCUACUGAUAUUAACGUAUCACUACCUGGAGAAUGAGAUGUUUACUGGAAUCAAAUUCUUUUUAGAGCGAUGUGUCUUAUUGACAGGGAACCUGCCUCUUAACGUGCUCCGCAGCUAAUUAAUCUCAAACUUCCAAGUUCAGCUCCUUCGGUUUGCCAUUAGCUUUAUCGAACAGCUUAAUUGAUUUGUGACAUGAGUGCUUUAAAUUUAUCUUCUUCUUUUUUUUCCCGAAGAUUUUGUUGGAAUUUAU
Molecule: messenger RNA, 1450 nt
Organism: Phalaenopsis equestris
Lineage: Eukaryota; Viridiplantae; Streptophyta; Magnoliopsida; Asparagales; Orchidaceae
Product: AT-hook motif nuclear-localized protein 1-like
Exons: 5
Coding region: 181-1236 (351 amino acids)
Molecular function (GO): minor groove of adenine-thymine-rich DNA binding
Source: RefSeq, a predicted model, not a curated record